This is a messenger RNA of Jatropha curcas, 1049 nucleotides long. RefSeq names its product rho GDP-dissociation inhibitor 1. Gene Ontology annotation, biological process: Rho protein signal transduction. Gene Ontology annotation, cellular component: cytosol; cytoplasm; membrane. Lineage: Eukaryota; Viridiplantae; Streptophyta; Magnoliopsida; Malpighiales; Euphorbiaceae. Gene Ontology annotation, molecular function: protein binding; Rho GDP-dissociation inhibitor activity. The record is from RefSeq and is a predicted model, not a curated record.
ACAGGACAAAGACAAACGACCAAACGUAGAACUGUUGCAGAGAGAGAACAACAAAGCGUUCACUGCUUGGUGUCUGUACUUUGUUGGGGUCUCUUGUCUUAGUUAAACCUUUCAAUCGCAAUUCCUGUCCUUUUGGAUUUCAAGUUAUAAACUUGAAAAGAGGGUUUUAGUAGUUUUGUCAUAAUAGAGAGAGAUGGAGAGUGGGAAGGGAGUGGAAGCAGGACCGUCCACAAUAGGUGGUGUAGGUGAGAAACAAGAGGAAAUGGCAGAAAAACCAGUUAUUGAAAAUGAUGAAACUGAGGAAGAGGAGGAAGAUAAUGGGGUUCCUGUUGCUGGCUUUGUACCUGGGCCUUUACUGUCUCUCAAGGAGCAGAUUGAGAAAGACAAGGAUGAUGAUAGCUUAAGGAGGUGGAAAGAGAAGCUGCUUGGUUGUGUAGAAAGUGAUUUAAAUGGCCAAAUGGAACCUGAAGUGAAAUUUCACUCCAUAGGAAUCAUAUCUAAUGACAUUGGGGAAAUAAACACUCCCUUGCCUAUCGAUGAGAAUCGGAGUGGCCGUGUCCUUUUUACUCUUCCCGAAGGAUCUCAAUAUCAGCUUAGGCUAACUUUCAGUGUUCUGCAUAACAUUGUUUCUGGCCUAAUGUACUCAAAUACGGUGUGGAAAGGGGGACUCCAAGUUGAUCGAAACAAGGGAAUGUUGGGUACUUUUGCUCCUCAACGGGAACCAUAUGUGCAUACUUUGGAGGAGGAGACUACUCCUUCUGGUAUACUGGCAAGGGGAAUUUACUCAGCUAAGCUUAAGUUCGAAGAUGAUGAUAGAAGAUGUCAUAUGGAACUAAAAUAUUCCUUCGAGAUAAAAAAGAGCAGCUAGCCAAUAAUUUUCUACACAACUUCUGUUGUGUUUAUGCUUCAAUUUCUUUUCCCUAUGGAUUUUCAACCUCACGGAUUCAUGAACCUAUAUGUUAAAUUUAGAUGUGUGGGUUUGAGGGAAAUAUACUCUUUUCCAUUAAAGUUCACAAUUUCUAACCACAAUUUUCAAUCUUUCAUACUCA